CUUUAUGAUAACACUCUGGAAUUUGUCCCCGUACAGGCCCUUUCUUUACCUCCAAAGUCACAAAUAAAAAAGAACAUUACACCAAAUACCAAUGACGUUGAUGAAAUUACUAAAGGUAUGGCAAACAUGUCAUUGAAUAUGGCAAAAAUGGCCAAAAAUAUUAAUGUUGUUGCUAAAACUGUUAAAAAAUUUUAG
Dentiscutata heterogama is the source of this 195-nucleotide messenger RNA. Lineage: Eukaryota; Fungi; Glomeromycota; Glomeromycetes; Diversisporales; Gigasporaceae. The record is from the annotation of a GenBank genome assembly.